GGACGGGGAUGGGGGCCACGCUGCUGAGCUGCGUCCUGCUGCUGCUCUGGCCAUCCUCAGCUCGGGCUGACGUCCUGGUGCAGCCAGACUUUGAUGCCAACAAGUUCUCAGGGCUCUGGUACGUGGUCUCCAUGGUCUCUGACUGCAAGGUCUUCUUGGGCAAGAAGGACCACCUCCUGAUGUCCACCAGGGACAUCAAGGCCUCGGCGGGGGGCAACCUCAGCGUCCACAUGGAGUUCCCCCGGGAGGACGGCUGUAACCAAGUGGAUGCGGAGUACCUGAGAGUGGGUUCCCAGGGGCACUUCCGAGUCCCAGCCUUGGGCUACCUGGACGUGCGCGUGGUGGACACGGACUACAGCUCCUUCGCCGUGGUCUACAUCUACAAGGAGCUGGAGGGCGCGCUCAGCGCCAUGGUGCAGCUCUACAGCCGGACCCGAGAAGCGAGUCCCCAAGCCCUGGAGGCCUUCCAGGACUUCUACCCGACGGUGGGGCUGUCAGCGGACAUGGUGGCCAUGCUACCCAAGUCAUAG
Molecule: messenger RNA, 530 nt
Organism: Odocoileus virginianus texanus
Lineage: Eukaryota; Metazoa; Chordata; Mammalia; Artiodactyla; Cervidae
Gene: LCN15
Product: lipocalin 15
Molecular function (GO): small molecule binding
Source: RefSeq, a predicted model, not a curated record